Molecule: messenger RNA, 858 nt
Organism: Siniperca chuatsi (mandarin fish)
Lineage: Eukaryota; Metazoa; Chordata; Actinopteri; Centrarchiformes; Sinipercidae
Gene: polr2d
Product: RNA polymerase II subunit D
Exons: 4
Coding region: 254-685 (143 amino acids)
Biological process (GO): positive regulation of translational initiation; mRNA export from nucleus in response to heat stress; nuclear-transcribed mRNA catabolic process, deadenylation-dependent decay
Cellular component (GO): RNA polymerase II, core complex; P-body
Molecular function (GO): translation initiation factor binding; nucleotide binding
Source: RefSeq, a predicted model, not a curated record
CGGAAGUGAUUCGCUUCAGACUCGGAAAUGGUUCUUUGUGUUUUUGUGUGACUGAAAGGCGCCGAGCUGAAAUCUGUCUGUUGUUUAGGCUGCUGGAGCUCCGCUGGUCCACAGAGUUCACCCGCAGACUGCCGGAGCCUCCGGGACUCGGUGCUUCACCCGCGGACCGGCUGCUGUUGUUACUGGCCGCCAUUUUGUGUCUCCUGCGCCCGCUGACUGUUAGCCGCUAGCCGCUAGCCCGCUGUUGUCUGUCAUGGCGGCUGGAGGCGGCGCGGCCACUAAUGUCGGUGAUGUGGAAGAAGAUGCUUCACAGCUGCUGUUCCCUAAAGAGUUCGAGAACGCAGAGACUCUGCUGAACUCGGAGGUCCACAUGUUGCUGGAACACAGGAAGCAGCAGAACGAGAGCGCCGAGGACGAGCAGGAACUGUCCGAGGUCUUCAUGAAGACGCUGAACUACACGGCUCGCUUCAGCCGCUUCAAGAACCGAGAGACCAUCACUGCUGUACGCAGUCUCCUCCUGCAGAAGAAGCUCCACAAGUUCGAGCUGGCCAGUUUGGCGAAUCUGUGUCCCGAAGCUGCUGAAGAGGCCAAGGCCCUGAUCCCCAGUUUGGAGGGUCGGUUUGAAGACGAGGAGCUGCAGCAGAUCCUGGAUGACAUCCAGACCAAGAGAAGCUUCCAGUACUGAGACCAGGACCAGGACUGCGGUUCUGCCCUGACCUCCGUCAGGUCCCGGUCCUCUCCACGGUGCUUCGUUUUUCAUGUCUGGGACUGAAGUGCACUGAUUGAUCCUGAUCAGGUGAUCAGACGAGUCCAACGCUUCCUUCUGGCGUCACAAUAAACUUUGAUUUGUGUUUUUUA